AGUGGAAAUAAUGUUGUAGUACGCUUGACAAAGUCUUCCGGUGACUCUGUCAAAAUGGCUCUUCCGCUAACAUUUAACAUUGCAUUGUUUUCCACUCUUUUUUUUGUCUUGUUCACUGAUGUUGUAUUUUGUAAUAACGGCAGAAGGGUUGGCGAUGUCAUGGACACUGAAUUCGGGGGGUUCUCUGUACCUCUUGAACACUCAUUUGAAGUUGAUGAUGUAGCACAGUUUCGUGUGCGUGGAGCUCUGGUGCUGAAAGCUGGAAGGGAGCCCAGCGUCGCACUGACUCAGAACCAGCUGUCAGAGGAAGACAGGGCCAAACUGAAGGAAGUGGCUGCAGUAGACGGUCUGUACAGGAUCAGAGUGCCUCGUGUUUUCCUGCAGGCAGACAGACAGACAGAGCGGCAGCUGGAGGGUUACCUCACAGCAUUUGUCAGAGCGUGUGCCAUGGUUGAGUCCCAUCUGAGCGACGUCAUCGCCCUCCACACUGACGUCUCCGGGUACCUCAUCGGGGUCUCCAUAGUGACGCUCCCUGGAGCCUGCAGAGGCACUGAGGUUGAGGAUGAGGUUGACCUUGAGGUUUUCAACACCACACUCAGUGUCAUGGGUCCUGUCAACGCACCGGGACCUGAGACUGCUCUGUUCCUUGAAAGAAUGGAAAUGGAAACUGAGAAGAAAGGGAAGAAUCCACAAGAGCAGAAAUCUUUCUUUGCUAAAUAUUGGUAUUUGAUUCUUGGAGGAGCUAUCUUCCUCGUGGUCUCCAGUGCAGCACAGCCCCCAGCAGGGGGAGGCAGUGAGCAGAGCUGAUUCCCACUGAAUGGAUGUACAUCGUGCCGCUCGUUCUCUUCCUCAUGAUGUCUGGUGCUCAGGACCAAUCAGGUGGAGGCGCCGGAGGCGGAGCAGCCAAUGGAGGUGGCCGAUGAGCUUCUUUUUUUUGUCUUUUUUUUGCUCAACAUUUCCUGAACAAUAACUCUCUGACACAUAUUUUAAUUGCUGUACAUAAUGCUAUUUAAGAAUGAUAAAUGUUUGUCACACGCGCAGCUUAAACUUGUACAGCAUAAAGGAGAUAUUGUGCCCUGCAGACGACUGCAUUUUAAUACUAACGUGAAAAUAAAGUAUUUAUUACUUG
Trematomus bernacchii (emerald rockcod) is the source of this 1129-nucleotide messenger RNA. RefSeq names its product ER membrane protein complex subunit 10 (gene emc10). The record is from RefSeq and is a predicted model, not a curated record. The transcript is spliced from 8 exons. NCBI's taxonomy places the organism in Eukaryota, Metazoa, Chordata, Actinopteri, Perciformes, Nototheniidae. The coding region runs from base 55 to 807 and encodes 250 amino acids. Gene Ontology annotation, cellular component: EMC complex.